This is a messenger RNA of Cheilinus undulatus (humphead wrasse), 1623 nucleotides long. It is a transcript of the gene trim63b, whose product is annotated as tripartite motif containing 63b. The transcript has a single exon. Lineage: Eukaryota; Metazoa; Chordata; Actinopteri; Labriformes; Labridae. Bases 161 to 1204 code for a protein of 347 amino acids. The record is from RefSeq and is a predicted model, not a curated record. Gene Ontology annotation, molecular function: zinc ion binding.
GCCGUCACCCAGAAUAGAUAUCAGCUUUUCAACAGCACACACUCAGGAUAAGGUUGGAGAGUCUGCCUUUCAUCUACUAACCAGCGAGAGAGAGGAGCCUCUAGUUCUACCUUGUGAAUCAGGACCUUUUCUGAAAGAACUGUAGGCAGACUUAUUCAUUAUGGACAUCCAGAGGACAGGAUCCAUGGUUCGGCCCCCGAGCCCCAUGGACAGCCUGGAGAAGCAGCUGAGCUGCCCCAUCUGCCUGGACAUGUUCACCAAACCGGUGGUCAUCCUGCCCUGCCAGCACAACCUGUGUCGCAGCUGUGCCAGCGACCUGUACGACUCACGAAACCCAUACCGCUUUUCUGGAGGAGUCUUCCGCUGUCCUACCUGCCGCUUUGAGGUUGUCCUUGACCGCCAUGGUGUACACGGGCUCCAACGCAACCUGUUGGUAGAAAAUAUCAUCGACAUCUAUAAGCAGCAGCAGGAAGGUAACAACAAUAGCAGCACAGAAACAACCCUCAAGCCUAAAGAAUCCAAAGAGCCAAUGUGCCAGGAGCACGAGGAUGAGAAAAUCAACAUCUACUGUGUGACCUGCCAAGUUCCCACCUGCUCCAUGUGCAAAGUGUUUGGUCAGCAUAAGGACUGUGAAGUGGCACCUUUAGCAAGCGUUUACCAAGCUCAAAAAGGUGAGCUGAGUAAUGCUAUCGACACCCUUGUGGCCAGCAAUGGACGUCUGCAAGUCCUGCUCACUCAGAUGGAAGAUUCCUGCCGCAACGUGACAGAGAAUGCUCAGCGUGCAAAGCAAAGGUUAGCUGAGCGCUUUGACCUGCUUUAUGCUGUCCUGGAAGAGCGCAAGACCAUUCUGCUGGAGCAGAUUGGAAAAGAGCAAGAUGAGAAGGUUGCAGCUCUGCGGGCUCUGGCUCAACGUUAUGGUGAACGCCUGCAGGCCAGUUCAGAGCUCACAGACACGGCUGUGAGGGCGUUGGAGCAGGGUGGUGCUGCAGAGUUCCUGUUAGCCUCCAAGGGCCUCAUCACACAGACCAAGGAUGCAGCCAAGCACUCUCUGGGAGAGGAGAGGCCAGAGCCAGGCUUUGAGAAGAUGGACCACUUCACUUUGUCUACAGAGCACGCUGAAGCAGUCCUGGGAAAAAUGGACUUUGGAGUUGGUGAUGAUGAUGAGUUUGAGGAUGCAGAGGAUGAGGAGGAAGAGGAAGAAUGAAAAUCAACUGGUUUUGGACUCAUAGGAAUUAUUGAAAUACAUACUUUUGAAGGUUUUUGAAGAGGUGUUUAUGGCAGGGACUGUUUAAUGGUAAAAGUAAUUGAAGGUUAUGGUGGAUGUGGGCUAAAGUUACUUGCCCUUACUUUCAGUGCAAUAUUUAAGUUCAAUGUUGUACCUUUUCUUAAUGUCUUUUUAUACUUUUGUACUUUAAUUCAGUGAAAUGAAAAAAAGAUCUUGAUGUUAGUGUAAAUAUAGGAUGUUAGAUGGUUGCUUACACAUCAUUUUCCUCGAAGUUAGCUUAUGGAAACAGCCAUUUGUAUUGUUCUCACUUUGUUUUAGUUUUGUGUUGAUUCGGUGAUCAUCUUUAAUCACGAAAUGUGUCUUUAAACAAAUGUGGAAUAAAGCUGCAUGAAGUCAAA